Meloidogyne enterolobii is the source of this 1134-nucleotide messenger RNA. Lineage: Eukaryota; Metazoa; Nematoda; Chromadorea; Rhabditida; Meloidogynidae. The record is from the annotation of a GenBank genome assembly.
AUGAUAGCCCCUUCAGUUACAACAGUCAUUCCAGCAACCUUUUCUUCAAAUAAUGGCGGGGCUUUCUUUUUACAUGGAGACCUUUUAGCCCAAAAUCAUAUUGGAACAGAAAUAGAAAAUAAUUUUGAAGAAAAUAUUGAAAAAGAAGGAAAAGAAGGGGAAGAAGGGGAAAUAAAUAAUAAUCGAGAACAACAAUUACAUCGACGUUGUGCUCUUAUUCCUGACGAGAAGGGAAUGUUGGGGGGAGAAUCGGAUAGGGAGGAUGACGAAAAUGAAGAGGAAAACUUUGAAAAUGAAGAAAAUAAUUAUGGAGAAUAUAGGGAAGGGUCUAGUGGUAAUGGAUGUUGUAAUAAUGUUAUUAUUGUACCUCAUGUACAUGUAACGACAGAUGAUAAUUUUAAUAAUAAUGGAAAGAGGAGGAGAAGUGAAAGGCAACAAUCCCCACAAUUACAUUAUUUUAAUAGAGCGGUAACUGCAAAUGGAACUGGACUUUUAGCUGAUUUGCAACGUGCAACACUUGCUGCCCCUCAUUUCUACACAGAAAAUGCCGGAAAUGAGUGCCGUCCAAAAAGAUCCUCUUGGAUAUUACGAAGAUUGUACGAAUGGUCACAUCGUGCAAAAUCUCGAGAAAUGGUUAAACAUGUGCAUGCAGCUUUAGGGGCUACUUCGAAUGAUAAUUCUGGUUCUGUAUCCCCAUCACCCCAUCAUUCAACUGGCACAGACAGUGAAAGUGGGGAGGGAGGGAGUAGUGAAUCUGAGACGUAUUUUGAAAAUUUAAUGAGAGAUAAACGGCGUUUAAAGGCUGUUUGGGAAUUAUUUCACAGUGAAUUAAUUUUUUUAACAAGGCAAUUGUUGGUUUUGAGAAAUGUUUAUAAAGAACCUUUAAAAAGAUGUCAAGUAGAAGGUUGCCUUUUAAGUGUAGAGCCUGAUCUUCUUUUUGGAAAUUUGGAACAAUUAAUUAGAGUAAGGAGGAGAAGAGAGAGGGGGGGGGGUCAUACGACACUUGCAGAUAUGACAUUUGCAGACCCGACAUUUGCAGACGACUUUUGCAGAUCGACAUUUGCAGAUAACGACACUUGCAGAUAUGACACUUGCAGAUCAGACAUUUGCAGAUCCGACUUUUGCAGAUAUUAA